Molecule: messenger RNA, 649 nt
Organism: Epinephelus moara (kelp grouper)
Lineage: Eukaryota; Metazoa; Chordata; Actinopteri; Perciformes; Serranidae
Product: RNA 3'-terminal phosphate cyclase-like
Exons: 5
Coding region: 41-508 (155 amino acids)
Biological process (GO): RNA processing
Cellular component (GO): nucleus
Molecular function (GO): RNA-3'-phosphate cyclase activity
Source: RefSeq, a predicted model, not a curated record
ACGUAUUGAUGGUAUAAUCUGUCCUCAGCUGGCUAAAGACAUGUCGGCGGCUGCUGUUCGAACCAUCAGGAAGGAAAUCAAAGAGCUGUACAUCAACAUCCCGGCCGUGCAGGAGAAAGACAAGGCCUGCGGGAAUGGCAACGGCAUCAUAAUCAUCGCUGAGUCGUCGACAGGUUGUGUGUUCGCAGGUUCAGCUCUGGGGAAGAAAGGUGUGUAUGCAGAUAAAGUUGGUAUAGAAGCUGCUGAGAUGUUGCUGAGAAACAUCAGACACAACGGCUGUGUGGACGAGUUCCUGCAGGACCAGCUCAUCAUCUUCAUGGCGUUGGCGAAGGGAACGUCUCGGAUUCGAACCGGCGCCGUGACACUGCACACACAGACGGCCAUUCACAUCGCAGAGCAGCUCACUCAGGCAAAGUUCACAAUAACAAAGUGCGAGGACGAACUGAGCAGCAACGUCACCUACAUCAUCGAAUGUGAAGGAUCAGGAGCAGCUAACAUCCACCUGUAGACAAAUACACACACACUGAACACACACACACUCUGUCUCUGUCCAGCUGCUCCGUCAUGGCCGACCCUCUCAGCUUCUGUCUCAGGGUGUUUCAUUCAAACUGUAAUAAAUCGAUAAAUCAAUAAAACUUUGUGUUUUUAA